UGAAAUUGAAACAGACACCUCUAUAUAAUGGUUCUGGGGGAGAUCUGACUUUAAUAGCUUAGGUUGAGGCAAAACAGCGGUGUUCCAGCGUAGAGCUAAUACAAAUAUAUUGGGAAAAAAAUGGGAUCAUCAGAGUCAGUGCCGUUGCAAAAUCCAGAACUGGAUCAACCAUGGAGGACAUUUGACUGGGGACAGAAAAAAGCCCUAAAAGAAAAGCUGGAAAACUUCACCCCGAGUCAUCCAAAUGUGAAGAACAUCACGAUCCUGGUAGCUGGAGAGAUUGGAGCAGGGAAGUCCAGCUUUAUUAACUCUAUUGACAGUGCCUUUCAAAACCGGAUCACUUCUAGAGCGCUGGUUAAUUCAGCUGCCACUGGUCAUAGUUUCACUCAAAAGCUCAAAGGAUUCACCAUCAGAAGUGGGACAAAAAAUUUGCCCUUCGUCUUCAAGGACAUCAUGGGCCUGGAACCUAAAGCAUUGGCUGGGUCACAAACAGAGGACAUCAUCAACGCUAUGUAUGGCCACGUGAAGGAUGGCUAUAAAUUCAAAGAAGAUAGGCCAAUCUCUUGUGAGGAUCAACAAUACAGCCAUGAUCCCAGCCUCUCCGACCAGUCUUUCUGCCUGGUUUACGUCUUACCUUUAGAUAUGGUCCAAUACACAGAUGAUCGUCUUAUUGAUAAGCUGACGAUCAUCCGCCAGAGAAUCAGUGAAAAGGGUAUUCCUCAAGUGAUUGUCCUGACUAAAGUGGAUGAAGCAUGUCCGCUGGUCCAAAAGGAUCUGAGGAAGGUCUACACUAGCAAGAAAAUCAAGGAGAAGAUGGAGUUGUGCAGUGCUAAAAUAGGUGUACCAAUGACAAACAUUUUCCCUGUGAAGAACUACCACAAUGAGAUCAACACAGAUGAUAACACUGAUAUUCUGAUACUAAAGGCACUUGAACAGAUUGUUCAGACUGCUGAUGACAGAUUGCUGGAUAAUGAAAGCUACUGACAAAAAUAAUAAGCAUGUCUUUGCUCAUCACUGUGCAUACCGUGAGCUCUCGCACUGAUCUGAGAUUUUCCCCUCAAACAGAAGAAAAUGAUAUAAUAAUUCACAAUAUAAUGUGAACAAAAAAACAAACACUUUACAAAUAGGCCAAUAAAUAAUCCACAUAUCAGACUAAAUUGCACUGCUUCAAAUCCUUUACAUUUUAAGAUGUUCAGAGUAAUAAUAAUAUACUUGAAUAAUAAUAAAUCUAUUUUACACUAGGUACAAAAAAUAGUUCCUCUCAGGACAUUUAGGACAAAAAAUGUGCAUAUUGAAACUACUAUUAUUAACCACAGUGUCUGUAAAAGGAUGCAAUACUUUCAUUCUGUUAGCAAGGCUUCAAAAAUAAACUCUUUACUGUGUUAUACCA
Messenger RNA from Puntigrus tetrazona (Sumatra barb), 1390 nucleotides. RefSeq names its product interferon-induced protein 44-like. The transcript has 7 exons. The record is from RefSeq and is a predicted model, not a curated record. Lineage: Eukaryota; Metazoa; Chordata; Actinopteri; Cypriniformes; Cyprinidae. Bases 121 to 984 code for a protein of 287 amino acids.